Umbelopsis ramanniana AG is the source of this 1367-nucleotide messenger RNA. RefSeq lists its product as uncharacterized. Bases 199 to 1260 code for a protein of 353 amino acids. The record is from RefSeq and is a predicted model, not a curated record. Gene Ontology annotation, cellular component: cytoplasm. Lineage: Eukaryota; Fungi; Mucoromycota; Umbelopsidomycetes; Umbelopsidales; Umbelopsidaceae. Gene Ontology annotation, molecular function: inositol-3,4,5,6-tetrakisphosphate 1-kinase activity; ATP binding; inositol-1,3,4-trisphosphate 5-kinase activity. The transcript is spliced from 6 exons. Gene Ontology annotation, biological process: inositol trisphosphate metabolic process.
UUCAAAGUUAAAUUUCAGCGGGGGUCCGACAAUUUGGUUAAAAUUGAGGACACGCAAUAAGACACUUGACAGCGUGAAACAACAACCACUUUUUUUGUGGGAGUGUUUUAUUAUCCCCAGCUUCUUCAGUUCAUCAACCUCUGAUUUCACUACCUUUUGGUUUGUAGUUUGGAAAGCUUCAUUCCUUAAAAAGAAGGCAUGACCUGCCAACCUGUCAAAACUGUCGGCCUGAUCUUCAGUAAGAAGAAGAUUCAACGGUCUGGAUUCGUAGGCCUUCCGGAAUAUGCCAGUCAACAUGGGCUUCGCAUCGUUCACGUCGACUUGGAUGACCCCAUGGCCAUGAAAAUCAACUUUGACUUGAUCGUUCACAAGCUGACCGAUCUGAUCGCAGCAGCCACAAAAGGACAAGUGGACGCCAAACGACAACUUGAUAAUUUCGAACAAUACACAAAAUCACAUCCAAAAACCAUUAUCUUGGAUCCUUUAGUACAUGUCGAUCAACUGAUGGACCGGCGAAAUACCUUUGAGGUCCUCAAGGCUUGUCUGACUGCUCAUACACACGACCAUCCUGAUGCCACUGAGCCUCUGUUCUACUUACCAAACCACAUUUGCCUUCCAAACAUUCAUGCAACAUUUUCCACACAAAAUCUCCCUUUUCCUAUAUUAUGUAAACGGGUGUCGGCUUGCUCAUCAGAGGAGGCCCAUAAAAUGACGCUUGUUCCAAACCCUCAACAUAUACAUCUGCUUGGACCGUAUUACGACAAGAACGAGCCAGUGAUAUUUCAAGAAUUCAUACAACAUGACGGUGUCAUCUUCAAAGUUUACGUUGUGGAUGGCACUUCAUUUGUUCAGGUUCGGCCAUCUUUCAAAAAUGUAACGUUAGAAGAUGACCUUUUACAUUUCGACAGCCAGAUUGUGCCAAAAGCGUUUGAACAAGAUACCCCACUUAAUAGUAAUCAGCAAAAUGGCACUCAUCAUCAGCACGACUCGAUUUUGCAAGCGUUUUUGACUAGAGAUACGAACAACAUGCGCAUUCAAAAGGAAGCCGUUUUCGAUCACCGAAAAAUUGAGUUGAUUACUCAAAGAUUGUUUGAGCAAUUGGAAUUGACAUUUUUUGGAUACGAUAUUUUGGUCGAAACCGGUCCCAAGCAUCGACAUUUUGUUGUAGAUGUCAAUUACUUUCCCAGUUUUAACAACAUACCCGAUUUCCGUGAGAGAUUUGUAGACAUUAUACUGAGCAGGCUCAAGAACGUGGAAUGAACGCUUUAGUAGUCAUUUCCGUAUUACACCCUUUUACAUAAAGCAACUUGCUAUACUUGAAACUGUACUCGUUCUUUCCGCAAUGUGGAGACGCGCGCUGCGAUAUU